Molecule: messenger RNA, 1467 nt
Organism: Darwinula stevensoni
Lineage: Eukaryota; Metazoa; Arthropoda; Ostracoda; Podocopida; Darwinulidae
Source: the annotation of a GenBank genome assembly
UCAGCAGAAAAGCCCCUCGGGGUUGUCGACGCAGCCAAUCACGCUCCCUUCUGGAAACUUCGUCCGGUGAUUCAGCCGGCGACGCACGCAGUCGGGUAUAAAAGCGGAGCGCCGGCGCACUCCCCAGUUCAGUUCUGUUCGAGUCUCGGACCGACGCGCAUCGAUCCUUCGGCUAUUAACCUCGAAGAUGAGAGUGCUUUUGGUUCUGUUGUUUGCCGGCCUCGCCGUCGCCUCGCCUCGAAGCCGCUACCGUCGCCAACUGGUGGUGCAGCGCCCCGAGGCGGAGGCGGACGUGGAGACGGACGCAGAGUUCGUGCCUCCGAAGCAGGACACGUUCCAGCAGGAAGAAGACGAAAACGAAAAUGGGAACGGGAACGGAAACGGGAACAGGGGCGACGAGAGGGGAACGGGAUUCCAGACGUUCGUCUUCCGUCCGUUCUUCCCUCGCGUCCGGAUGCCGUUCUUCGACUUCCGUCUCCCGACCUUCAGGCCCUCGUUCGGCGCCUACCCGCCCUUUAACCGCCGUCAGCCGUUCGGGGGGGUCGUCGAGGUCGACGUCGGGGGAGACAACGACGGGGACGACUCGCAGGUGGAGGAAGACCGAUUCCCGGUCGUCCGGCCCGAAUCGUCCCGGCCGUCUCUCUUCAACUUCGGCAACGUUUUUGACGAAUUCACGCGUCAUUUCGAGGACUUGGAGCGUCGAAUGAGCGUGCUGUGGAACGCCCUGCGGAAUCGCGGCGACGACGAUGACGAUGGCGAUGGCGCUUCACCCGAUGCGUUGCCCAAUGGCUACCGCAACACCACCUCCACCACCAAGGUGGUGAACGGAAGCAUCGUGACCGUGAACGAGACCGUGCACAAGACAGGCGGCGACGACGGCCAGUCCUUCUUCCACUUCAAGGUCGUCCACAUCCGACCCGAGUUCGGCCAGGGUUCGGACGUGGAAGUGACCCAAGAGGAGGACGAAGAGGAGCAGGACUUCGAGUACCCGGGACAGAAGGGGACGGAGGCGCCCAAGGUUCCGGAACAGGAGCAGCAGGGCUCCGAAUUCCCGGGGAAGAAGCAGGAGGGAGGCUCCGAGUUCCCAGGAAAGGAGCAGGAGGACGAAUUCGAAGAGUUCCCGGGGAAUAAGGGGACCGAGUCUAUUUCCGAGGGACCCGAGCUGUUCCCGUUGGAGCCGCUGGAGGUGAACGAGGUACUCAAGGAUGACGAAAAGGUACCCGUCGUGAAUCUCGGCCAGUUGACCCUCUCGUAAGAGUCCCGAUCGUCCCCCCUCCCACUCCCACUCCCACCCCUCGACCAAAGAAUAUUUGCACCCGGAGAAGUCCUUUGUCGUCGUGACUGCAUGUCGUUUUGUUUCCAGUAGCCAUAUGCCUUGACUGUGAUUUUGACCCUUUCGGAUGUUCGUUUUUGAUUUGUUUGCUGUCCUUGGAUCAUAAAAGCAUUUGAUCGUUUUUUACGUAAGAA